Camelina sativa (false flax) is the source of this 1311-nucleotide messenger RNA. RefSeq lists its product as uncharacterized. The record is from RefSeq and is a predicted model, not a curated record. NCBI's taxonomy places the organism in Eukaryota, Viridiplantae, Streptophyta, Magnoliopsida, Brassicales, Brassicaceae.
UCUAUCUUCUUCCUCUUUGCUCUGUUACUCAUCUUCAUCAUUUUUGUGGUUUUUCAAAAAAACAAUUUGGUGUGUAUCCAUCAACACACAACUAGACUUUUUAUUUUUAAUAUCAAGAAUCGUCAAUUUCAAUCUCUCUUUUAUCAGUUCCUGAACUUUUUUUUUUUAUAUAAAUCAGUUUACCCGAUGGCGAUUCUUGUAAAUUUGUUCCAAGUUCGUACUGGUUAUAAGAACGUUUCUUCAAAAUUUAAUCACAAGCCCAUCCGAGAGUAAGCUGAUGUUUUCAGCUUAUUAAGCCCAUUUGACUAUAUAUAUAUAUAUGUAGUUCAUCCAUCAUCAAACCAUUUGGCGAUUCUGUGCUUACAAAAAAAAAAAAGGUAUUGGAGAGGUAGUUACGUUUCCGUCGAUCGUCUCGUCGCUGCUAAGCUUCUUCAUCCCAAGUAUCUCCGGUGAUAAGAAUGAAGAUGAUCUAUCAAUGCGCACACUGUCGUCAAAUGAUCCAAUUUGGAAAAAAUGACUUUGAGUUGGAGUUAAACUGUCGAAAUUGCAAAUUGAAAACCUGUGGAAAGUGCCUCAGACGUUCUCAUUACCCGGCAUUGUGUCAUGAGUUUGAGAAGUGGUUAUUAUUCCGGUCUACACGACCUUUCCAAGGAACCACUAUUCUAUACAAUCUUCUUCGUGAUUAUAAUACUAAUCACUGGGGUUAUCAUAAUAUGCUAUUUCGUUUGUUGGACGAGGUUCAAACUGCUCAUGAACAGUUUUCUCCAGAGUUUUAUCAGCGUUUCCACAAGCGCCUCAUUCUUCCUUUUGAUCAGAUGCGGGAAGUUGUUGAUUUCAACCGUUGGUUCCUUCUCCAUGCUGCCUUCAACCCCGUCGUAGAGUCUGUUCUAGCAAAUGAGCAUAAUCUUCUCGCCACGCGAAUGACUGCUUUCGUAGUCAGUGUUCCUCCAACCGAUACGGCGCCAGAUGCAUGGACUGCAAGACUACAACAAGUCGACAUGAUUAGUAUCGAUCUUGGUGUGUCGGUUUCCAAACUGAUUUUUGGAAUUCCAAAGGCACAUAAUAUGGCGGAAGUGCAAGAAUCACGUAAGGCCGUAUCUUACUGGGAAUCAAAGAUGGUAUCGUGAAGUCCUUCCUUGUUCACAAAGGUUCUUGAUUCGAAAUUUCUUCUUUUGUGCGUGACACUUGGUUUGAAACACUACACAAUGUUGUUAUUUGGUAGAAUCUUCUAAUAUCACUCAACUUCUUUUUGUUGUCAAUAUUAUAAUUGUGGCUCUUCUUCUUAUUAAGAAGUACCACUCCUAUUUUACA